AUGGCCGAGCAUGACAAAACUACAAGACGUUUCAGCUACUUUGUAGCUGCAUUCCGCGUGACGGGGAUACCCCUUCUCAUGGACCGCGUUUCUCCGCUGUAUUGGGUGUACGCCGCUGUGGCGACCGUGUGCUGCUAUGCGUCGUACUCUGCUCAAGUCGUAGAUCUUUUGAAAAACACGCGAGAUCUUGAGCGCACAAUGGAGACUGCUCGCGUAGUCGCCGGAGCAGGGAUGACUGUGUGGAUAUAUGGUUUCCUCAGAUUUCGCAUAAAUUCAUUAGAACGACUGUUACACCUCGCAGAAUCCUUUGUGUGGGAAGAUUUGCCUACCACAGACCCUGAAACAGGUUCCAUGGCAGCGGCUGGAUGGAUUCCACGCAUAGAAUCUGUCACCCGACGGUUAAUCAACAUUACUCUAAUUUUCCACUUCAGUUACGUCAUCAUAAAGAGAGCGGUGUCGAGCAAACCCCAGCUUUCAUACAACACCUGGUAUCCUUUUGAUAUAUCAUCUACCAUCGUAUUCGAGCUUGUUAAUAUAUCUCAGCUCUUAGCAGCUCUGAUAUACACCCUCAUGCUCCUGGGAUUCAACGGACUGUACGCCACCCUGGUCUGCAUCGCCUGCAGUCAGCUGCAGAAGCUGAGAGCAAACCUUUUGGAUAUCAGACAGAAACAGGACACAGCAGAGCAUCCGGACCCGGGUGCUGAGACUGGACAUGAGGAAAGACAGAAAGUACACGCCUUCUAUCACAUGCAGGACCAGCUCAACGACUGUGUACGUCACCACCAGCAAAUACUGAGUUACAUUCGAGCGAUGGAGGAGACGUUCAGUCCGAUGAUGGUGGUGAUAUUCCUGCUAGAUCUAGCCUCCUUAUGUCUUGGCUCAUUCUCUAUAGUUACGAGUUGGGGGAACUACGUCCAGAUGUCUCAGGGUAUCGUGACGUACGGAUUAUUACUGCUAGUGCUAGCUAUAUACUGCUGGUUCGGAUACGAGCUUUCAUAUCAGGCGGAGAACGUGCGAGAUGCGGCCUGGGGAUGUGAUUGGGUCGGAACGCCAGUUUCCUUCCAGAAGAGCAUCAGAUUAAUAAUAUCAUCAGCUAACAAGGAGUUCACCCUCACUGCUGGAAAGAUUGUGCCAGUGACGAUCAGCACGCUGGUUACUAUGGUUAACCAGAGCGUGUCCUACUUCAUGUUCCUGCUAGAAGUUAAGAAAAACAUCGAACACACAUGGGAAGUCAUCAGGUUGCAGAUGGAGGCGACAGCCUCCAUUAUGAAGGGCAGUUGCGAACAUGUUGGAGAAGCAGUUGUAAACGAUCAACAAUGGGUGACCGUUCAUCUUGGUGUUGGACGCUGGUACAACAACUCCUCACCAUAA
Zootermopsis nevadensis is the source of this 1371-nucleotide messenger RNA. Its product is annotated as 4-vinylanisole receptor. Gene Ontology annotation, molecular function: odorant binding; olfactory receptor activity. Lineage: Eukaryota; Metazoa; Arthropoda; Insecta; Blattodea; Termopsidae. The record is from RefSeq and is a predicted model, not a curated record. Gene Ontology annotation, cellular component: plasma membrane. Gene Ontology annotation, biological process: sensory perception of smell; detection of chemical stimulus involved in sensory perception of smell.